Molecule: messenger RNA, 1071 nt
Organism: Chara braunii
Lineage: Eukaryota; Viridiplantae; Streptophyta; Charophyceae; Charales; Characeae
Source: the annotation of a GenBank genome assembly
GGAAAGAAAGGACGCUUCGAUAUGGCACAGCGUGAUGGAGACGCAACUUUUUCGGCGGGUUGCACAAGAAAAUGUCGGUGCAACCGAGGUGGCUGUAGCGGCAAAGGCGAAAACUUUGUUUGAGCAACAGCGUGCGAACAGACAACUAGAAUUCGGCACAAAGUUCUACGAUCUUGCAUCAAGUGUGUCGUACGGCUCCAUCGAUUGGAAAAUCAAACAAGCGUCACCAGUGCAAGGAAUCGAUAGCAUCACCUCUCUGGAGACUCAAGACGUCAUCGCGUCUAACACCAUUGUUGCGAUGGCCAGAGGGGAUGCAGGCUGCGAAACGGAUACACGUGCGAACGCAGGUCACAUACAGAAUGAACAGUUACGAGCAUGUAUUCAACAAAGCACACAGAGAAGCGCAAUGGGGGAUUCCACUAUGAUACUCAAGGACGGCGACGACAUGGAGUCGGGCACAUUGACAAAGCCGCCAACGCGCGGGGUCGACGAUGGGGCAACAAUCGUUGGAUCUUUUGGGUCUCUUGUCGCGACAGUGGCGGCGAGGCAAGGCGUAUCUGAAAUGAUGGAGACCGAUGCGGGCCAGGAUGUUGAAAGCCAGACCGUGAAGGUGACGCCAGAGCAGGUGGCGGCAACAACAGAGGAGACAAAGAAAGGUGAGGGAUCUCGCGAACACAUUUCCAUAAUAGAUAUGAGAUCGGAGAGUACGGGCGAGGAUAUGAUCCAAGAUAACGACCAGAAAGAUGACCACGUUGCACCACGAGUGGCAGGUGACGACGAAGAGGACGCGCAACGACCGAGACGGUCAACGAGAGCAGUAAUUAAGAAAACUGUGUUUGAUGCGUAGGAAAGUCUUAGACGGGCAUGGGCGUUUACACGUUUCAGGUUAUAUUGAUGUGUCGCAACAAAUCAUGAUGCGAUAUUCACCGGUUCUCACAUAGGGUGUCUACGCAUUUUUUGUUAAAUUGAUAGGUUGUCGCUGGGUACUAUGUUAGAAAACUAUGUUAGACAGGAAUGGGUGUGAACGCGUUUUGGGUUAUAUUGUUGUCUUAAUGAAAGUGUUAUUGUGAC